This is a messenger RNA of Penicillium malachiteum, 1278 nucleotides long. RefSeq lists its product as uncharacterized. Bases 1 to 1278 code for a protein of 425 amino acids. The record is from RefSeq and is a predicted model, not a curated record. NCBI's taxonomy places the organism in Eukaryota, Fungi, Ascomycota, Eurotiomycetes, Eurotiales, Aspergillaceae. The transcript is spliced from 3 exons. Gene Ontology annotation, cellular component: membrane. Gene Ontology annotation, molecular function: carbohydrate:proton symporter activity. Gene Ontology annotation, biological process: carbohydrate transport; transmembrane transport.
AUGGCCGAUUUGUCUCCGUCUGCAAUUGAUCUCAAGCCUGUUGCUCCGAGUGCACCGGCCAUCAUGACCCAGGGGAAAGAUGAAGAGCAGAAUGUGGACACUCUGAAGGAUGCAGCAAAAGCAGUGAAGGAUGAGCAGGAGAUGAUUCUUCGGGAUGCGAUACGCAAGUAUCCUCAAGCCAUAUUUUGGUCUGCUUGGUUUUCGGCAGCGCUUAUCAUGGAGGGGUUUGACCACUCCUUCAUCUCAGGCUUCAUUUCAUUACCGGCCUUCCAAAAGCGCUACGGUGCUGAAGUAUCUCCUGGUAAAUACGAGAUCCCUGCAGAGAUGCAAUCUGGAAUUUCAAACGGGACACAAGCCGGCGAGAUCAUCGGAUUGCUUAUUUGUGGUCUAUUUGCUGACUGGUUUGGGUCGAGGUGGAUCAUGAUUGCCUGUCUUCUAUUGAUGAUUUGCUUCAUCUUCUUGCAGUUCUUUGCUACAAAUAUUGAUAUGUAUCUUGGCGCUGAGAUUCUUCUGGGUGCACCUUGGGGUGCAUUCCAAAGCUUGACCAACGCCUAUGCUGUGGAAGUCUGUCCCAUCCUACGAGGGUUCCUCAAAAUGACUACAUCCGCCGCGUAUAAGAUACCCUUUGCGCUGCAAUGGGUCUUCCCUAUUCCCCUGGCUAUUGGGAUCUAUUUCGCCCCUGAGUCCCCAUGGUGGUAUAUCCGCAAAGUCGAGAUUGAGAUGAAACAAUCGAGUGCUUACUGGGAUCUCUUCAAGGGGGUCAACCUUCGACGCACCGAAAUUUGUGUCUGGACCCACUCUGUCCAGGUAUGGUGUGCAGCACUCGUCGCUUAUAUAGUAUUUUUCCUCGAGGAGGCUGGCCUUCCCGAUACAGCAUCUUUUGACUUUGGGAUGGGCCAGUAUGCACUUGCUAUCGUUGGCGUCUUUGUUGCAUUCUAUUUCGUUCCACGAGUUGGCCGACGAACCCUUCUCUUGUAUGGGACACUCUUCAUGGUUUUUACGACUUUUGUGAUCGGAUUUUCGGGGAUCCUUGGCACUGUCAGUCAUCCUCCGCUUGCCUAUGCUAUUGGAAGUAUUCUUCUCGUUCAAUACUUUGUCUACUUCAUCUCGAUCGGACCCGUGGUCUAUACUAUUGUGGCGGAGAUACCAUCCAACAUCCUCCGCUCUAAGACGAUCGUGAUUUCUCGAGCUACAUACAACACAAUCGCGCUUAUCAAGGGAAAGAUUUUGCCUCACAUGAUCACAACUUCUUCUUGGAAUUGGGGGGGGGGGGGCUAA